AGACUCUUCAUUUCAUCAUGCUGUGGCUCGUUUUGCUCUUCUGUGGCGCCGCUUUAGCCCAAGAUGUCACCAACACUACUGUGGUGGAAAGAUGUAGUCCUGACAUGUGUGAUCUCCUGAAACAGUUCGGUGCCAUGUCAGAGAAACUCAGCGCAGUGGAGACAAAGCUACAGGACAGCGUGACCAGGCUACAGGCCAGUGAGGCUAAGCUGAGGAAGGCUGAGAGCAGUAUAAGUAACCUGAGAGUAAAGCUCCGGGACAGUGACACCAGGCUGAGCAACAGUGAGAUCAGACUACAGGCCAGCGAGGCCCAGGUCCUGGAGCUCAAGAACAAAGGGAAGGUCAAGGUGAUCUUCAGUGCAGCAGCAGCAGCAGCAACAAGAGGAAACACACAUGUUGGACCUUUUCUGGUUGAAACAACUCUAAUCUACAGGACAGUGAUCACAAACAUCGGCAACGCCUACAAUUCAGCCACAGGUGUCUUCACUGCCCCUGUUGCGGGCGUUUAUUACUUCACUUUCUUUUAUGCUGCUGAAGGGGCACACAGAGUUCAUCUGAUGCUCUACAAGAACAAUUUGAUGGUGGUCACUGCCAACGAUCCUCUGUCGUCUGACAACGGUGAUAACGGAGGAAACGCGGUGUAUCUUCCGCUGGCGAGAGGAGACCGUGUUUAUGUGCGCAUGGGAGCAAAUUCAUAUGUUUAUGGGAAUGGCUACCUGACGACCUUCAGUGGUUCUCUGAUCACUCAGCUGUAAGGAUCAAUACACCGAUCCAUCAUGUAUUUAUUACAACUGUAUGUAAAGUUUGAUGAAAAAGUAAAGCGUUGAUUGUCCAAUAAAAAAUCUGAUAAAAAUCUUUA
Cheilinus undulatus (humphead wrasse) is the source of this 859-nucleotide messenger RNA. Its product is annotated as cerebellin-1-like. The transcript has 3 exons. The record is from RefSeq and is a predicted model, not a curated record. Lineage: Eukaryota; Metazoa; Chordata; Actinopteri; Labriformes; Labridae. Bases 18 to 755 code for a protein of 245 amino acids. Gene Ontology annotation, molecular function: protein binding.